AGCUAACAGAAGUGAAGUCACCCUUGGGAUAGAAAACCACACUGCUGCGAAUGGCCACCAUUGCUGGAGCUGAAAAUAUCAGAGUUCUAAGGGAUCCAUAUUCCGUUAUCAGCGAUACACUGGCAGAACCAGCCCCAAGAGCACCGUUUAUACAGGCAGACGAAGGAGAAAAUGGCAAUUUCGCAGUAUUGGUUCGAGUGGCAUCUUACUCAUCCUUACCUGGCAAUUUAUCACAAUCUGUUCUCUGGGCUUCACAUUUGAAAAAAUGAACGUUGAUUAUGGCAAGCCCAAUGAUACCUAUCUGUGGUUUUGGCAAGCUAGAUAUGUUGUUGGUAUUUGUGUUACUCUUUGCUUUAUAUUUCCAAUAGUAAGUAUUAUAGGAGAGGUUGCCAUUGGUCGAUACAAACUUGUCAGCUACUGUCUAAAGACGAUGUGGUGUAUGUAUAUUCUUGCACUGGUUCUAUCGCUAUGUGAAGAGAGCCUGCCUGUGAGAAAAACUACAAUCCACGUUAUCCAGGUCCUUAUUGCAGUGCUACAGUUUUCAAUUCAGGGGGCAUUUCUAGCGAGUGCAGUUCCACUUGGAAUAGACCAGCAUUCUAGGAUCUGCUCUCUACAGUUGCACACACAUCCAACGAAGUGAAGUCAGUAUGGUGAUGUCACUGCUGCCAGUCCUACUGCUCUCUGUGGGACUCAUUUUGGACUUUCAUUUCCACCACAAACUGGUGAAAGAGCCAGUGACUGUCAAUCCAGUGAGUCUUAUUUUCAAAGUCUUGAAAUAUGCAGCAAAGCACAAGUAUCCAGUUCAGAGAAGUGCCUUCACAUACUGUGAAAAUGAACGGCCAACAAGACUGGACUAUGGCAAGUCGAAAUAUGGUG
Messenger RNA from Geodia barretti, 876 nucleotides. NCBI's taxonomy places the organism in Eukaryota, Metazoa, Porifera, Demospongiae, Tetractinellida, Geodiidae. The record is from the annotation of a GenBank genome assembly.